ACAAGGUUUUAACAGCCUGGUCAACUGCACUUAUUCGAUAGGACCUAGGUAGGCGGCUGAAAUUUCCCAUAUGACCAUAAAAAUAUUUAUAUUAAUCGUGCUGACAUGACAGUGAUAAUUUCCGUGUUCCGAGGUUCAGUAUAGGAGGUCUGGUUACUACGAAAUUUGAAACCGCUGGUCUUUUGCAAGCCCUGAGAGUCUCAUAGCAACGGAAAAACCAAUCAGAGAGUGCAACAGUUGCUAUCCGACAUAAACUAAACGACGUAAGUAAUAUGGCCUCCAAAGAGCGGUGAAUCUCAAGGCGUGAACAGUAUUUUUUCAACUCUAUUCUCUUCUAAAAGGAGCCUAGAGGGAUCUGUUAUGGCCGAUAAUGAACUAGGGGGUGAAAUCAGUGACAAUGAGAGCGAUCUGAGUCUUCACGGAGAGAGCGAAUGUGAGGGUGAAGACAGCGGUGGCGAAGAUGUUCGGGAGCCCGUCACUGGAACGACACCAGACGAUCGAACAGCUACUCCCAAGAAAUCAAAAGCUAAAAAGAAGAAGAAAAAGUGGAUGAACGUGUGCUUGACAAACUGCAAGUAUGAUAGUGUUCGUAGGGUAACGAAACGAUUCGGCAUGAAAGAAGUCGGCGAGGAUGAAGAUUGGGCUUUGUUCUGGACAGAUUGCUCUGUUGCUUUGGAACGUUGUAUGGACAUGAAACGGUACCAGAAAAUAAACCAUUUUCCCGGUAUGAGUGAGAUUUGCCGCAAGGAUCUUUUGGCAAGGAACAUGAACCGUUUAUGGAAACAGUUUCCCAAGGAGUAUGCUGUGUUUCCUAAGACAUGGUGCUUGCCAGCAGAUUAUGGAGAAUUACAAGCAUACUGUCGACAGAAGAAGAAUAAAACAUUUAUUCUCAAACCAGAUAGUGGUAGCCAGGGAAAGGGUAUUUUCCUGACCAAGAAUCCAAAGGAUAUUAAGCCAGGUGAACACAUGGUUUGUCAGCAGUAUGUCUCCAAACCCUUUCUUAUCGAUGGAUUUAAGUUUGAUCUGAGGGUGUAUGUGCUGGUUACAUCUUGUGAUCCUCUCAGAAUAUUUGUUUAUGAAGAUGGUUUGGGAAGAUUUGCUACCCUAAAGUACAUGGAACCAAGUAACCACAAUGUGGAUGACACUUGCAUGCAUCUUACAAACUAUGCUGUAAACAAACACAGCAAAGAUUUCAUAAGAGAUGAAGAAACUGGGAGUAAAAGACGGAUAACAACAGUAAAUAGGUGGUUUACAGACAAUGGUUAUGAUGUUAAAGAAAUCUGGUCAUCAAUAGAGGAUGCUAUUAUUAAAACCUUGAUCACAGCACAUCCAAUACUGAAACACAACUACAGGACCUGUUUUCCAAACCACAACAAAGGCAGUGCUUGUUUUGAAAUCCUAGGCUUUGAUAUUCUGCUGGAUAGAAAGUUGAAAGCUUGGGUUUUAGAGGUAAACCAUUCUCCAAGUUUUACCACUGACUCGCCCCUUGAUAAAGAAAUUAAAGAGGGACUGAUGUUGGAUGCCCUCACUCUCCUCAAUUUUGGUGCAUGUGAUCGCCGCAAGAUACUUGAGGAAGACAAAAAGAGAGUACGGGACAGACUUCUACAGAAACAAAGACCUAAAGAAAACAAGAAAGACGAUUUUGAUAACCAAUCACAGUACACUGAGUGGUUGAAGAAGUACGAAGAUAGUCACAUGGGUAAAUACAGACGCAUUUACCCUGAAGGAAAUGAAGAAAAAUAUGCGGUUUACUUUGAGAACAGUUGUUCCUUGUUCCAAGAGACAACAGCCUCCAAGGCUCGUAUAGAGUGUUCUAGAGUUCAACGUGAACAAAUCAUGGCCAAACAACAAGAAAUGGAGAAUGCGAGGCUCAAAAACAGUGGGAGGGCUCCCAAAGGAUCCAAAGAUGGUCUUAGGCCAGAGAGUCCUCAGAGUCGAAAGCCAAGGAGGCCCCCAGUCAGGAAGAUGGUCCAAACUGGUAAAGCAAGAUUUGAGGUCGGUAGAAGAACCGUCCAGGAGCAAACGGACACCACCAAACCAACGUUGAUAUCGGAGGAAGAAGAACUGGAGAGAAUCACUUGUCUCAUUCAGCGGGAUAAUCUGAUAAGGGGACUGGGCGUGGUCGAGUUUGUGUACAAGCUGUUACACUGUACACCCGGAACUGGGGGACCACAGAAAAACUGCUCCUUACACCACUCGAACACUAAAAAAGAUCCAUCGUCCAAAGGUAGCUCUGUUGGCGGCCGUGAGAUAGGAGGUGGCCUGGAAGACAGACACUCGGCCAUGUAUGGCUCUAUGGGAUUGCUAUCAGCAUCUGGAGGAGUAACCGCUGUUAACAAUACAGUCGCAGCUCAGUUGUCUCGGUUCCAGGCUUAUCAACCCGUCUCUCUGUCUGCUGUAAUGAGCUUCAACUCCAUCAAUCAACAAGCGCCUCCGACUUUGACACGAAACGAUCGUCGCGCUCUAGCGUCGGUCGGCAUAGUACCAUCAGCUCCCACGGGAUUGCCUAAACACAGAUACAGCUCAAGAAAAGUUUCCACAAGUGGAAGAGCAGUUAACGGCAAUCCAGAUUACGACUGGAGAUCAGGAUCAACCACUGGGAUCGAGACCACUAGCCUUGCAUAUAGCUUGAUUGAUCCCAGACUCGAUAACCAAUCAAACGCCACCUUAAAACGUCGGACAUUGAGCGCUACAGGGCUUAAAACUUGUGGAGAUUCCAUUCAAGGGACGCGCGUGGUGAAUCCGCGCGUUUUGGCCACGGGUGGCAUGGGAGGGUCACAGACUACUCUCUCCAGUUCAGGAGGAGUGUCGCCUGGUGUUAAUGCGCAGCAGUAUAUGUGUUCGAUGUACGGGUUUCCCAAUGUGCUCAAGGUGGCGCCGCAGCCUCAAAAUGGAAUGAACUUAUCUGUGAUAUCUGGCCCAGCCCCCGUGAAUCAUCGACCAAGUCUAGCCAACAGUAGUAAAGCACCCGAACAGUCUGGCUCGCCCCACAGGUUUACAGGGUCGCCAUCAGCUCUCUUGAAGUCAACUAAAGCCCAAAGAGCCCGCGGAGCUACCAACAAUAUGCGCCUGAAGCAACUUGAACUUCGUGAAAAUCACGCAGUAGCCUUGAGCUAAUGCAACGGGGGAGCAGUUACAGUCCACCUGGCAAGUAACAAAGAGAAAAGGGCUUGGAUUCAACGUGUAUGACGUGAAAGAACUACAGGAAUAAAACCAUGUCCAUAGAUCACCAAAAUUAGUGCUCCGUACUAUAUGAGAAAUGUGAAAAUGAAAAAUUUAAGCGCUCCAUUUGAGGAUUCGACGUUUUCUAUUUUGUAUCAUAGUUAAGAGAGCGAACUAUGUUUGUAUCCAUACGUUCAUAUUGUAGUUAGUGUAGAACGUAUAUAAUUUAUAGUAGUUUAGUGUGGAGUUUAGGCAAUUAUAAAAACUUUGUUUGCGGAAAUUACGACGGUUUUAAGGCCAUUGUAUAUAGUUUUAUAAUAUAAACAGAUUUCUUAUUUGGCGGCGUGGUAUUUUGCUUAAAAAUGAAUGACAAAUCUCCGUUCAGGGCUACAGACAUUUUCUAAAGAGCAAUGUUUGAAAUCUAAAUGUAUUUGUACAGAGAACUAAAAGAUUGAUGGAUGGUGGAAAUAACGUUUAGAUUUUGAUUAAAGAGUGUAAAUAAACGUUCUUAUCAGAAUA
Stylophora pistillata is the source of this 3681-nucleotide messenger RNA. RefSeq names its product tubulin polyglutamylase ttll6. NCBI's taxonomy places the organism in Eukaryota, Metazoa, Cnidaria, Anthozoa, Scleractinia, Pocilloporidae. Gene Ontology annotation, cellular component: ciliary basal body. The record is from RefSeq and is a predicted model, not a curated record. Gene Ontology annotation, biological process: microtubule cytoskeleton organization; protein polyglutamylation. Gene Ontology annotation, molecular function: tubulin-glutamic acid ligase activity; tubulin binding.